AUGGUACCUGAAAAGCCAUUGCCGUACUCGGACGAGUUUACCUCGCCGGAAGAGUACACCGACGCUCUCCUCUCCUUCGCCACCACCUCGGACCUCUUCCAGAUUCUCUGCGGCGGCGUGCACAUCCUCGACUUCUUCACCACCGGCGACCCGGGCAUCUUCGCCACCAUCUUCGACGAGGACUGGCGCGAGUUCCUGGCCGCCUGCGACAUCAUGGACCUACUCGACCUCCUCAUGAGAGACGACCUCUCUGGCGACUUGACCAAGGGGCAGAAGCUCCCCGUGUUGCCGCGCAAGAUUGCCCUUGGCAUGAAGACGAAAAAGGUCCACGAGGUGACCAAUUUCGCAGACUAUGUCGACAGGCUCGUGGAGGGCAUAUGCGCCGAGGCGUCCACCGACGACAAGGACGGCGGAGAGGAAAUCACCCACCUCGUCGAUUUUGGCAGCGGCCAAAACUACCUCGGCAGGGCCCUCGCCUGCCCGCCCUACAACAGGCACGUCGUCGCCGUCGAGGGCCGCGAGCACAACAUCUCCGGCGCCAAGUCCCUUGACCUGAUGGCAGGCAUCGUCAAGAGGCCCGGCGUCAUCCGCAACAAGAAACUCUACCAGCACAUGCGGGCCGUCGCCGACCUUCGCCCCCGAGAAGAGAUUGGCGUCGAGGCGUCGUACGAGUUUGAGGAAGGGAGGGGCUCUAUUCAGUACGUCGUCGGCACUUUGGAGAGUGGAGACCUCUCCCAUGUCGUCUACAAGAUACGGAAUGUCAGGCCCGACCAGCCGGAACCCACACCCGAGAACACGGAGGUAGCCGUGGUGGCGGCAGAUGCCCAACAUGAGGCCGAGGCCGGGACCGGGACAGGGACCGAGACUGGGACCGAGGUCGAGGCGCGCGCAAACAACGACCCAGACUCGCAGGAAACCCAGAACCAGAGGCUGAUGGCCAUCUCCAUCCACUCCUGCGGCAACCUCUCCAACUUUGGCAUCCGCUCCCUGAUCCUGAACCCCACCAUCCGCGCCGUCGCCAUCCCCGUCAACGGCCGCGUCGCCCGCGAGUCCGCCAAGUACGACCCGGAAGGCUUCCCCAUGAGCGACGCCUUUGUCCACCACGCCGGGGGCGAAGGCGUGCGCUUCAACAUCACCGCCCGCAUGAUGGCGUGCCACGACGGCGAGCCCGUUCCCGCCGAGGAGCUGGAGCAGCGAGGUGCCGGCCCCGAGAGCCCCUUCGACAUGAGCACGAACCCCGUCAUCCUCGGUUCCCUCCGCAGGGGCUCCUAUGACUCGUUCAAGGGCUACGUGCGGGCCGCCGUCCUCAAGCUCACCACCAACACGAGCUACAAGCAGUACGCCGAGGUGGUGGAGCGCAAGAUGGGCAACAUGACGGACGAGGAGAUUGACGGCUACGAGGCGGUGUAUGGGUCCCGGAAAAAGGAAAUCGCUGUCGUGUGGAGCCUUAUGGCUUUCAGCGCUGCCGUCGUCGAAGCCAUGAUCGUUACCGAUCGCUGGCUGUUCCUCAAGGAGCACUCCGACCUCGUCAAGCACUGCUGGGUGGAAUCCGUCUUUGACUACAAGCAAUCACCCCGCAACCUCGUCAUUGUCGGCAUCAAGAAGUAG
Messenger RNA from Parascedosporium putredinis, 1608 nucleotides. Lineage: Eukaryota; Fungi; Ascomycota; Sordariomycetes; Microascales; Microascaceae. The record is from the annotation of a GenBank genome assembly.